Messenger RNA from Aspergillus tubingensis, 315 nucleotides. Its product is annotated as amino acid adenylation domain protein. The transcript has a single exon. Lineage: Eukaryota; Fungi; Ascomycota; Eurotiomycetes; Eurotiales; Aspergillaceae. Bases 1 to 315 code for a protein of 104 amino acids. The record is from RefSeq and is a predicted model, not a curated record.
AUGCCGACGUCUUAUGGAACUUUGCAAUGGGUGGCUCCAAAUCGAGCAAAUGCCAAAUUUGAUAUCGAUGGUGUGGACACCACAUGCGCCAUGACUAUCAAUGGCGCGGUUCCAAAUUUCGGCUCCUCGGAGGCAACAUUAAAUUUUCAAGAUACAGACCAACUCUCCGGCACACGAAGCUUCGAUGGCCACAUUGGUAGAGGAGACUUCGAAACCGAUUUUGAUAACGCUCCUAAGAUCCAAGGCGACCUAAGCAUGCCUAUCGACCAAUACAUAACUGUUAUGGGCAAUGCAAUCUGGACACGGUCCUUCUGA